Molecule: messenger RNA, 2323 nt
Organism: Xenopus tropicalis (tropical clawed frog)
Lineage: Eukaryota; Metazoa; Chordata; Amphibia; Anura; Pipidae
Product: oocyte zinc finger protein XlCOF6.1
Exons: 4
Coding region: 325-1482 (385 amino acids)
Biological process (GO): regulation of DNA-templated transcription
Cellular component (GO): nucleus
Source: RefSeq, a predicted model, not a curated record
GGAACUAGAAGGCGGGCAGAAGGGACAAGACUACAACCCCCGAAUGCCCGUGGGCCCCUUCCCACCACAGAGUCAUACUCGUUUAGGUUCGGAUCCGGGACAAUUAUGGAGCCGGAAGAGGAGGGGGGACGGGCAUACUUCCGGUGAAUGGAGCCUCCCUGUGCAAAUCCCAUCAAGGUAACACUCAGGUGAGAUCCAGUGGCAGCGUCUUACUAUGAAUUAUGGGUAAAGCAGGCUUGUUGGAGUGGCCCAUUUGCCUGAUAGUGAUUGGCUCAUCAAGAGUUCCUCUGGGGCCCCCACCUUCUCUCCCUGGUUCGUGACAGGAUGAGUGAGACCGGGGAACAGGGGUACAUCUGGCCGCCCCCAGGAUCCGAUGAAGAAGAGGGUCACCCAGGCAUGUAUGGUGCACUAAAUGGGACAAACGAGGAUGAGGACGGUCCCACCUACCUACACCACGCGGGGGUGCUGUUAGACUGUCAGGAUGAGACCUCCCAGUCUCCCCCGAGAGGGUUGGAGGAGGAGGAGGAGGAGGAGAGCGAGGAGAGUUUGCUCGGCUCGGACAAGAAGGACGGUGGGUGUUUGGUGGCCCCGGUAAGGCGGCCCCCCCAGGGCUCCCGGAAACUGACCAGCAUCAUCGCCCACCUACAGAGCCUGGCCAGCGAGCGGGAGUCCUCCAAGCGGGAGCCCCUGGAGCCGGAGGAGCACGACUUCCACAUGGGGGAGAGCUCCUUUGCCUUCGUCGGUCACUUUGGCCACGAGGAGGGGGCGUUGGCUUCCCCCCAGGGCCGCUCCCACUCCUCCUCCGAGCAGAGGCUGAAGGCCUUUAAAGCCAUAAAGAUCCUGCAGGACCCCGACGCUAAGGAGAAAAAGUACAUUUGCGUGGAGUGCGGCAAAACCAGCCGCUACAAGUCGGCCUACCUGCGGCACAAGCGCACCCACACCGGGGAGAAACCCUUCAGCUGCAACGACUGCGGCAAGUGCUUCCGGCGCAGCUCCCAGCUGGUCACGCACCAGCGCAUCCACACCGGCGAGAAGCCCUACACCUGCCUGCGCUGCGGCAAAAGCUUCAGCUGCAACUCCACCCUGGUCACCCACCAGCGCACCCACACCGGGGAGAAACCCUACAUCUGCAGCGAGUGCGGCAAAGGCUUCAUCCACAGCUCCGACUACAACCGGCACCACCGCGUGCACCGGGGGGAGAAGCGCUACACCUGCAAGGAGUGCGGCAAGAGCUUCAGCCAGAGCUCCUACCUGGUCAUCCACCAGCGCAUCCACACCGGCGAGAAACCCUUCGUGUGCAACGAGUGCGGCAAGUGCUUCAGCCGUAACUCCUCCCUGGUCACGCACCAGCGGGUACAUACGGGCGAGCGGCCGUACACCUGCGCCGAGUGCGGCAAAAGCUUCCGACAGAGCUCCCACCUUCUCAUCCACCAGCGAACCCACACGCCCGACAGUCACCUGGCCCUGCGCGCCAUGAUGUGAGAGCCCAGUGUUAGGCCCCUCCCUCCGGGGGCCCCCCAUCCAAAGAUAGUAUGAGCCCCCCUCCAACACUCCAUCCAGCCUGACUGACUGCUCGCGGUUAUGGACUUCUUGGUGCUAAUGGAGACGGCGGGGGGAGGCCACAGACUUUGUGCCCCCCAGUAGUGAGCUCGGGCGUGGCCCGGCCGGACCCUCUCCCCCCAAUCUAUUUAUACUCAGACAUUAGGCCUCCUAGAGACAGACUGGUAGGUCCCCUAGUGCCGAUUGCAUGCUCCUCUGCCCAGGCAUCAGCCCGCCUCCUACCGGAUCCCCUUAUCAACCUUAGCAUUUUGGUUCUGUUUCUUUUAAAGUUUGUAAAAUGAGAAAUCUGCUGCCCCUCUGUGUGUGCUUCUUUCUGUCUGGGGGCCCCGGGGGGGGGUUACUUGUGCCCAACUCUAUAGGAUAAUGCCCCUGGGGCAUCUCUGCACGGCUAUAGGGGAAAUCUGCUGCCCCUCUGUGUGUGCUUCUUUCUGUCUGGGGGCCCGGGGCCCUUGGGGGGGGGUUACUUGUGCCCAACUCUAUAGGAUAAUGCCCCUGGGGGGGUUACUUGUGCCCAACUCUAUAGGAUAAUGCCCCUGGGGGGGUUACUUGUGCCCAACUCUAUAGGAUAAUGCCCCUGGGGGGGUUACUUGUGCCCAACUCUAUAGGAUAAUGCCCCUGGGGCAUCUCUGCACGGCUAUAGGGGAAAUCUGCUGCCCCUCUGUGUGUGCUUCUUUCUGUCUGGGGGCCCGGGGCCCUUGGGGGGGGGUUACUUGUGCCCAACUCUAUAGGAUAAUGCCCCUGGGGGGGUUACUUGUGCCCAACU